Molecule: messenger RNA, 2196 nt
Organism: Copidosoma floridanum
Lineage: Eukaryota; Metazoa; Arthropoda; Insecta; Hymenoptera; Encyrtidae
Product: tyrosine-protein kinase receptor torso-like
Biological process (GO): cell surface receptor protein tyrosine kinase signaling pathway; multicellular organism development; protein phosphorylation
Cellular component (GO): signaling receptor complex; plasma membrane
Molecular function (GO): ATP binding; transmembrane receptor protein tyrosine kinase activity; protein binding
Source: RefSeq, a predicted model, not a curated record
AUGCACCGGUAUUUUUUACAGGAGCAGUGUCGGCAAAUAUGCAAACAAACUACUGACAAACCAACACAAAUUCCUUUGGUGGAAAAUGUCACCGCAGCUAAUGUCACCCUCCAGUGCAAAGAUGUUGAUCGUUUAGUGCUGAAGCACAACGUUGGGAUUUACGUGAUCGAAAAGAGGAAAAAUCGUCGGAUCGUUUGGAGUAAUCCCGUUGUAAGUAGAGACGGGUUCGUUGAAUUUUCAAAGUUACAGUCGGGAACUCGGUAUCAGUUUCGGGUCCGUGAAAUCACAGCGGAAGGAGUGGCAGCGGCUGAAACAACAAAAUGGUUCGAAACCCAUGCAGAUGGUUACAUCCCAGCAGCAGUGAAUAAUGUAUCCAUCGGUAAUUUCAAAGUGAACAAGAACAAACCUGGUCGCAUGCAAGCUCAUCUGAGCAUUGAGCCCGCCGAUGACCGAAACUGCUUGUACGACGUUGUGUUUUGGUCAGGUAGACACAACUUGCAUCAAUAUCGAGUUGACGCGAUUCGGCAAUUUGGCUUAAAAUUGGAGUACGUCGAUUACAACAGCGACGACGUGGUGUACGUCAUUUCGAGAAACGAUGUAGGCGAUAAACAAAGUGAAAACUUCACCCUGACAUUCAGGACUCCCUCGUGCUUGGACAUUCAAUACGAUUUGACCGUUUGUGCCCCACCUCGGGUGACGGGUUUGCGAGUAAUCUACACCGAGUCAGCAGAGAUGAACCCGGCAUAUUUCCGAGUCGCUUGGGACAAACCAACAUUACUGCCCGAUAACUACACGGUCAUCGUUGAACCUAUGGACAGCGAUAAUUUUGACUCUGUAGACGUCACUGUCGCCGGGAACCAAAGCACGGCAGACGUGCAGAUCGGAGUUGCCUCGAGCCGUCGUUACAGAAUAGGAGUGGUCGCCGAGUCCGCCGGAGGCUCGAGCUUCCAGUCGACACUGUUCACGAAAAGUGACCAACCAAUCGGGGCAGUUGAGUUUCAAGUCGUCAUACCGAUUGUGAUAGUUACGAGUCUUUCGAUGUGCCUGACGAUCGCGUACUUUUACUACCGGUCCAAGAUAAAUGUGGCGAAAACUCUUUGCAAGUACAGCGUGUUCGAGGGGAUGGAUCGAAAAGGUACUUUCGACGACGCGAUUGCUCCUCGAAAAUCCUUAUCGUCGACGCGGUUUUACGUGAACGACGUGAAAGUCAAAGACAAGUUUGAGAUACCACUGGAUCGGUUGACGAUCAAAACAGCCCUGGGCAGUGGAAUCGGUGGCCUCGUUAAAUUAGCUACCCUCCAAAACGGCCGUGGCCAAUCGGUUAACGUUGCCGUCAAAAUGCUGCGGGACGAGGCAAGUGAAAACGAUCUGAAGAGUUUUCAACGGGAAAUUUCACUAAUGAAAUCAAUCGGCAAUCACAAAAACAUCGUUUCUUUGAUCGGGUGCUGCACUCUGGACAAGAGGCCCCUGCUGAUCGUCGAGUACUGCGACAGAGGAGACUUGCAAACGUAUUUGAGAACGAUUCUGUCGGAUACGGCGAUGGACAUAUUCAAGAGUAAGAAAAUACAGAGCCAAGCGGACGCUUUGAGUUUUCCUCGGCAGGGCCAUCACAACGUGGGGUGGGCCAUCAACAACUACUUGUACGACAUCCAGCAAGAAGCGAUGAACGGGCACAACGAAGAUCUGCUCAACAUUGCUCGCCAAAUAGCUAACGGCAUGGAAUUCCUGUCGUCCAACCGAAUCGUGCAUCGCGACUUGGCCGCCCGGAACGUGCUUGUUUGUGCCGACAAGACGGUGAAAAUCUCUGAUUUCGGUCUCAGUCGCGACAUUUACCAGGAGAACGUUUACAAAAAACAGAGCAACGAUAAACUGCCCCUCAAGUGGAUGGCCAUUGAAAGCCUCGCGUACACCAUUUACACCACUUACAGUGACGUCUGGUCGUUUGGCAUUCUGCUUUACGAAAUAGUAACUCUAGGCGGCAACCCUUACCCAGAGUGGCACAGCAGCGAAAUUUUGCACCUUUUACAGUCGGGAUAUCGUAUGAAGAGGCCCUCCAGUUGUGGAUUUGAACUUUAUGAAAUAAUGCUCUCGUGCUGGCGUGAGAAUCCUUUAAACAGACCCACUUUCAGCCAGUUGAAGCGACAACUGGCAUAUUUGAACGUACUCAUCACUGGUGGUCAAGUGACAGCCGAUUGA